Messenger RNA from Diospyros lotus (date-plum), 1456 nucleotides. RefSeq lists its product as uncharacterized. The coding region runs from base 268 to 1203 and encodes 311 amino acids. The record is from RefSeq and is a predicted model, not a curated record. Lineage: Eukaryota; Viridiplantae; Streptophyta; Magnoliopsida; Ericales; Ebenaceae. The transcript has 3 exons.
UCUUCAGACCCUCCAAUUCUUAAAUGAAAAAUUCCGUACUUGACCCUUUCAGAUCUGUGUUUUGAAUGAAUACCUUUCUUUGCUUUGCUUCGCUUCCAUUCCCUUUCUACCCAUGCACCAUAAAUGGAGGCAGUUGAGAGUUGCAUUUUAUUAAACUCUUCAUGCUUCUUGUAACUCCCCCGCCCCCAACGUAACCCACUCCUUUCCCUUUCCCCAUUAUUAUCUCGCCUGUAAUUCCUCUCUGGAACCUUCAAUAUCGAUCGUCUCAUGGAUUGGCCCUUCUGCUCGAAGCUCCUCCUCGCAGCCUUUCUGCUUGCUGCUGCCGCCAUUCAUGGAGUCCGGGCAGAUGCCAUGGUCACUGGCACCGUCUUCUGUGACCAGUGCAAAGACGGCCGAAUCUCGCUCUUCGAUUACCCCCUCCAUGGGAUGAAAGUUGCGGUCACCUGCGCGGACAGUAAUGGGGAGUACACGGUGUGGAGAGAAGAGACGACGAAUUGGUUCGGGAACUACGCCAUGAGGUUCGAGGGGACGCCGGACUUGAGUGGUUGCUAUGCCCGGGUUUCCGGAGGCGGCGGCGGUUGUGGGGCGGUGGGCGGUCCGGCCAGGAGCCUGAGGCUCAUGUUCAGGAUGUUUGAUAUGGAAAUGUUCACUGUGGAUCCACUGCUUUCUGAGCCUGCUCAGCCUAUGUCCUUCUGCCCGGGUUCAUACAAGCCGGCUCCUCCGCCUCUAAUCACCCCCGCGCCGCCACCUCCCCUGGCCAACCCCUCCCCGUUACCACCACUUCCACCGGCUCCGCCACUGCCCCAGUUGCCUCCUAUGCCAUUCUUGGAAGCUUCUGCCUGUCCACACUGGAAUUGGACAAUGCCGGAGUACAGAUGCUACUGGAAGGUGGUCACCCCGGACAUGAAAGUGGCCGUGGUUUUUGGGCUGAUCGCGGCCCGGAGAUUCGGCACCGACAUGACCUUAUGGCAGGGCAUUCAAGGCAGAGGGGACCCUUACAGAACGCUGCUGAGGGAAGCCACAACUGCACUUCUCAACUCGUACAACAGCUUGCAAUUUGGAUACCAUCCCCUUGGAGUGAUCCAAGACAUGAACCUGGCGUUAAUGGGAUCGGUCCGGCGAGUUCUGUUCACCGCUCUGGGCUUCCGGCGGGCUAAUUCCGGCUAUGGCAGAGCCCCCUGCAGAUUCAACCCUUGCAAGUGAAGUGAUCGUGAACGGGCUGCUUUAAAAAUGGAUGUGUUAUUAAUGGUUCUGAUACAUUGAUGGCUCUGAAGGAUUCAGAUUAAGACUGCAAUUUAAUUCUAAUCCUGUUAAAAAUUAAAGAUGCCUUAGAAUUGUAUUUCCUAAAGAUUAUGUAGUCAAUUUAAACUUACAAGUACUGUUAUCCAAUUAUGACUCUAUAUCUAAAUUUAAACUUUCAAUUAAGUAUAUCUGAUCCCUUACAAAUAUGGAUAUA